Messenger RNA from Leishmania mexicana MHOM/GT/2001/U1103, 327 nucleotides. RefSeq lists its product as hypothetical. Lineage: Eukaryota; Euglenozoa; Kinetoplastea; Trypanosomatida; Trypanosomatidae. The record is from RefSeq and is a predicted model, not a curated record. The transcript has a single exon. The coding region runs from base 1 to 327 and encodes 108 amino acids.
AUGAGCGGACUGACGCGAUGGUGCGUGAACACCAUCAUCCGUGUUUGGGAAAGGACGAAGAACACCGCCAAACUUGUCUACAACGUCGGGGAUCAGCUGCGCAUCGUGUACAACACCGCCAACAGCCACGAUGAGCGCAAGCGCGACUUUGACGCCACCGUGCUGCGAGCCGGCGGCUUCAUAGCCGCGACGGUACUCUGCGUCAUUGUGGACGCGCAGGGCGGUGUACCCAACACGCUGCGAUGGCUGCGUGCUCUUGUGACGACGGAGAACCACGCUAGCAGCGGUGCUGUGGAUGCUGCGGCCCCCACCGUGGCCACGCUGUAG